AUGUCGAAGCGGCUGAGGAGCAGCGAGGUCUGCGCGGACUGCAGCGCUCAGGACCCCUGUUGGGCAUCAGUAAACAGGGGAAUUCUGAUUUGUGAUGAAUGCUGUAGUGUUCAUCGGAGUCUAGGACGUCAUAUCUCUCAAGUGAGGCAUCUUAAACACACACCAUGGCCUCCAACGUUGCUUCAGAUGGUUGAAACACUGUAUAAUAAUGGUGCUAAUUCCAUAUGGGAACAUUCUUUGCUGGACCCUGCAUCUGUUCUGAGCGGAAGGCGCAAAGCUAACCCACAGGAUAAAGUGCAUCCCAACAAAGCAGAAUUCAUUAGAGCUAAAUAUCAAAUGUUAGCAUUUGUUCAUCGCUUGCCAUGCCGAGAAGACGACAGUGUUACUGCCAAGGACCUUAGUAAGCAACUCCAUUCCAGUGUGAGGACAGGGAAUCUGGAGACGUGCUUGAGAUUACUCUCUCUAGGAGCUCAGGCCAACUUUUUUCAUCCUGAGAAAGGAAACACCCCGCUUCAUGUUGCUGCCAAAGCAGGACAGAUUUUACAGGCAGAGUUGUUGGCAGUCUAUGGUGCUGACCCUGGCACACAAGACUCCAGUGGAAAAACUCCAGUUGACUAUGCAAGACAAGGAGGGCACCAUGAAUUGGCAGAGCGCCUUGUAGAAAUACAGUAUGAACUUACUGACAGACUAGCAUUCUAUCUCUGUGGCAGGAAACCAGAUCACAACAAUGGACAACACUUUAUUAUACCUCAAAUGGCAGACAGACGGCUUCUGGAUUUGUCUGAAUUGGCAAAAGCAGCUAAGAAGAAGCUUCAGUCUCUAAGUAACCACUUAUUUGAAGAACUUGCCAUGGAUGUAUAUGAUGAAGUUGACAGGCGGGAAACAGACGCAGUUUGGCUUGCUACUCAGAAUCACAGUACACUGGUGACUGAGACCACGCUUGUCCCUUUUCUUCCUGUAAAUCCUGAGUAUUCUUCAACACGGAAUCAGGGAAGACAGAAACUAGCUCGGUUUAAUGCCCAUGAAUUUGCUACACUAGUUAUAGACAUUCUAAGUGAUGCCAAGCGAAGACAACAAGGGAAUCCUGUCACUGGCUCGAAAGAAAAUGUGGAACUGAUAUUGAAAGCUAUCAACAGUCAGCAUAGUAGUGAGAGUCAAGAUAACGACCAGCCUGAUUAUGACAGUGUUGCAUCAGAUGAAGAUACAGAUCUGGAAGCAAGUGCAGCAAAAGCAAAUAGACAGAAGAGCCUGGAUUCCGACUUGUCAGAUGGACCAGUGACAGCACAAGAAUAUAUGCAAGUUAAGAAUGCUUUGGUGGCUUCUGAGGUAAAGAUACAGCAGUUAAUGAAGGUGAACAUCAACUUGAGUGAUGAACUGAGAACCAUGCAGAAAAAGCUUCAAACACUACAGAGUGAAAAUACGAACCUCAGAAGACAGGCCACAACCAAUAUAUAUCAGGUCCAAACUGGUUCUGAAUACACAGACCCCAACAAUCAUUCUUCUUUAAAGCGACGACCAUCUGCACGAGGUAGCAGACCUAUGUCUAUGUAUGAGACUGGAUCGGGUCAGAAACCCUACCUCCCAAUGGGAGAAGUCACAUAUCCAGAAGAGAGCAUAACAAGACUGCAGCCUUUCCCUCCACAUAUCGGGAGGAGUGCGUUUGUGACCUCCUCUUCAUCUCUGCCUUCCUUCCCCUCCACGCUUUCCUGGUCAAGGGAUGAAAGCACACGAAGGGCAUCGAAAUUAGAGAAACAGAAUAGCAUGCCUGAAAGUGACUAUGAUAACCCCACCCCCAGUUUGGAGUUGGAUGAGACGGGGCCAGGUAGGAAAGGAAGGCAGAGAAGUAUCAUUUGGCAGGGUGAAGGAUCUAUCCCUGAGAACUCAGAUACAGAUGCAACCCCAAGUUCCACUUUGCCCAGUACAGAAGAUGUUAUUCGAAAAACUGAACAGAUCACUAAAAAUAUCCAGGAGCUGCUGCGAGCAGCACAAGAGAAUAAGCAUGACAGACCAUUAGAGCGUGCAAGCAUGCUUAAGCUCAGACAGAGCCUCGGCUGUUUCAGUACCCUGGUUCCAUGGGCCGAGAGAGCUCCCCUGCAGCCUUGGACCCAUCAGCAGCCUGAGCCUACCUCCUGUUAUAUACCGUGCUCGGAAAGAAUACAUGUGGCAGUAACAGAAAUGGCAGCCUUGUUCCCAAAAAAACCCAAAUCUGAGCUGGUAAGGACGUCGCUGCGGCUGCUGACAUCUAGUGCCUACAGACUCCAGUCUGAAUGCAAAAAAACCCUGCCCAUAGAGACCUGCCCUACCACGGACAUCCAGCUGGUCACUCAGCAAGUGAUUCAGUGUGCAUAUGACAUUGCCAAGGCUGCUAAACAACUGGUUACCAUCACAACCAAAGAGAACAACAACUGA
Emys orbicularis (European pond turtle) is the source of this 2409-nucleotide messenger RNA. RefSeq names its product GIT ArfGAP 2 (gene GIT2). The record is from RefSeq and is a predicted model, not a curated record. Gene Ontology annotation, biological process: brain development; regulation of G protein-coupled receptor signaling pathway; regulation of ARF protein signal transduction. The transcript has 22 exons. Gene Ontology annotation, cellular component: synapse. Gene Ontology annotation, molecular function: small GTPase binding; GTPase activator activity. The coding region runs from base 1 to 2409 and encodes 802 amino acids. Lineage: Eukaryota; Metazoa; Chordata; Testudines; Emydidae.